Molecule: messenger RNA, 1769 nt
Organism: Umbelopsis ramanniana AG
Lineage: Eukaryota; Fungi; Mucoromycota; Umbelopsidomycetes; Umbelopsidales; Umbelopsidaceae
Exons: 1
Coding region: 286-1503 (405 amino acids)
Source: RefSeq, a predicted model, not a curated record
GAAUAACAUUGCGCUGCGAAAGGACGCAGUCUGUCAAAAGCAUCUUUCUCGAGAGUCAAGAAGAUAUGUCAUUUCCUUUACAAAGCGAGUAGUUAAAAGCGUGCCAAGGAUAACGCUAAAGCUCGUCAUCGGAUACACAUUUUUGGGUUUUGACGCGAUUGAGUUUGUAACAGCCCAUUUGACAGGAAUGGCAAUGGUCACAGCGUCAUUCUUCUUGCAAACAACCAGAGUGGUUUUUUUUUUCUAGCUGACCUUCCAUCUUCUUCUCUUUCUCUUAUCGCCCUUAUGAAUUCACAAGCUCAACCUGGAAGACUUCGACGUCUUCUAGGUAGUGGGAGCAAAAAUAAGUCCCAUCGCCUGUCAUUGAAUACUUCCAACACUUACUUGAACGAGUCUAUCAACAAGUCACCGGAUGAAGCAAAUCGACGCCAAUCCAUGCAGAUACUCACAUCACCGACGUCUGUUAUCGAUAACGAGCUCGGCUUCGCAAGCAAACCGUACGAGUCAACGGCUGCGGGAGAGAGUCCAUCCCUUAGUUUGCAAGGUGUAUCACCUUCGCCACAAAGAAAUUUACCGGCAAGACCACAGUCCAGCAUGUCAUUUAGAAAACAUUCCAGCCCUUCUUUUCACCAGUUUCAUUCGUCUGGCUCCGCACACUCUCUCGAACUCAUCCAAAGUCCCACCUCUAUAGAACCGAUGAACGCUAUCCCUGAAAACGACACCAUUCCCUUUGUGUCUAACCAAAGUAGAAAGAAAGACGGCGAUCGACAAUAUGCAUCACUCAACCUUAGUUCGCCUCAUCGCAUCGAUAGCAGUAAAAGAUCUUUGUCAUCCAACAAUCUCCGCUCCGAUACUUCGGUCAGCUCAAUGCAAGGAUCGUUUACUUCAGAGAAGUCAUCGACCUUGUCGGGAGCGCGCAAAAGAAUUUCCGCUUUACUGCCCGAAUCAUGGCAAAGCGAUACGGUCAGAAGCCGCAGACUCACCAUGUCAUCUCUGUCGCACAGCAGUGACAAUGAAACGUCAGCUUCAGAGUCACCGCCCAUGACGCCAGCGAACCCUGGAGCUCAGUUUAUACACAACGACGAGGAUGAUUUCCAGUUACCUCAUCACAAGCCUAUCAGUCCUAUCACGCCAGAAUGGAACGGUCUAUUGAAGAACGAACCUGGCGAGUACUUUUCGGAGAAACCAACCUCGCACUACCCAUUGCUGCCCGACCAAAAUGGAAAUGGGCCGGCGGCUGACGAACCCGUGCCACAAACCCCUUGUGCCAUGCCAUUCCUUGCUCGCGCUCAAAGCACUCGCAGUCUGAAGUCCCAAGAUGAACAAUGGACUUACUCCAAACCUGCAAGACGAUACCUUGCUGAGCAGGUUCGUAUGGUGCUAGGUUCCGCCCUGACAGAAGCCGACUCCGAAAUCGAGCAAGAAUGGGAGGUUCAUCGAGAAACUGAGAGGCAAAACUCCAUGUCGUCCACUUACUCUCGAGCUGUAGGCGGUCUAGCAUAAACCAAGCAAGGCCUGUCAUUUUUUGUCUAUACUAGUUUCCAUUUUGUUCAAUAUUUUUUUUUUGUAUAUUUUUUUCUUAGUCUAUCAUUUUACAUUUGGUUUCCACAUAUCAUUUAUGCCCCUGUAUGCUUCACAGUAGCUCCUUCCCACCUCAAAAUUUUUGCCCACCUCUAUGUCCCAAUAUAUAAGCAUACCAUGUUGUUGUAAAUGUUCUUGUGGAGAAAGCCAGUAAACAAAUAUAAUCCGUUUUGAGUGGAAAAACUCAC